Contarinia nasturtii (swede midge) is the source of this 923-nucleotide messenger RNA. RefSeq names its product probable fatty acid-binding protein. The coding region runs from base 115 to 516 and encodes 133 amino acids. Gene Ontology annotation, biological process: fatty acid transport. NCBI's taxonomy places the organism in Eukaryota, Metazoa, Arthropoda, Insecta, Diptera, Cecidomyiidae. Gene Ontology annotation, molecular function: fatty acid binding. The record is from RefSeq and is a predicted model, not a curated record. Gene Ontology annotation, cellular component: cytosol; nucleus. The transcript is spliced from 2 exons.
CUUUCAUUCAGAGUGUGAUUGACAGACAACGUACAACGUACUCAGUGAUUCUGUGCGAAUUUUUUUCGAAACUAUAUUCUCAGUUCAGUUUUUGUAAACGUAAACUCAUUCAAAAUGCCAGAAGUUUGGGAAGGAAAAGCCUAUAAAAUGACCGAAUCUGAAAAUUUCGAUGAAUACAUGAAGGCACUCGGUGUUGGAUUUGUUCUUCGCAAGAUCGGAAAUUCAGUGACUCCAACCGUCGAAUUGAAAAAAGACGGCGAUACCUACACCUUGGUAACAUCGUCAACAUUCAAAACAUCAACGAUCUCAUUCAAAUUGGGCGAAGAAUUCGAUGAAGAAACAUUGGAUGGUCGCAAAGUCAAGAGCGUCAUUACAUUGGAUGGUAAUAAAUUGGUGCAAAAACAAGGUGGCACACCACCAUCCGACAUUAUCCGUGAGUUUGACGGAAAUAAUAUGGUGGCCACGAUGACCGUUGGUGAAGUUACUUGCACUCGCAAAUAUGCCGCCCCAGAAUAAUCAACUCACCAUUUUUCAUGACACUCAGUAUUCAUUCGCAACACAACAAAACACAACAACAACAACAACAACAACAAAAGAUGAAUAAAUUUUUGAGAGAAUAGAAGAAGACAAAAAUGGAGCACAUUCCAAUGUAAAGAGAAUGUUGAUAAAAUGCAAAUACCAUCACAUACAUGCGAUCGAUACGUCAGGAAAAAAAACAACAAUAACAACAUCACCAUUACAAAAAUUCAUUUGGACUGGAUUGACUUGAAGCUAUAUUAUCUUUGGAAAUAUUAUUUUUAGUUUGUUUCAAAUGCGAGCAUUAUCUUUGUUUUGGCUUUAAAUACGAAAAAACAUACCACGUACUGAUAUUUCAUGGAAAAAUAAUACUGAAACCGCGAUACCAAAAUAUUCUCUUGACUUUU